AUGAAUGUGAGUUCUCAGGACUUCAUUUCUCAAUCCAUAUUCACCCAAAAUAUAGUCUAUAGGGUUCAUUGGCUUUGUACCAAGGCUUUGCGUGACCAUUGGGCAGAAGAAUUCCUACUUGUUACUCAUGAGAUGUGUUGGACCAUACAAUUUCUGGUGCACAAAGCUGAAAAAUGGCUGGGCCAAACAAAUCAGAAUGGGGAAUUGGGGCAGGAUGGACACAGGUGUUAUGCCAUCAGACAAGCUCAAAUGUAUAGAUGGUUGGCAGAGGACACUCACACCCAGUUUUUGAAGGUCGAUCUGACAUUCAGGCACAAUUUCAGUUAA
This is a messenger RNA of Suillus subaureus, 327 nucleotides long. RefSeq lists its product as uncharacterized. The record is from RefSeq and is a predicted model, not a curated record. NCBI's taxonomy places the organism in Eukaryota, Fungi, Basidiomycota, Agaricomycetes, Boletales, Suillaceae. The coding region runs from base 1 to 327 and encodes 108 amino acids. The transcript has a single exon.